CUCUCUCUCUUUCUCUCUCUCGCCGUGCGUUCUCAUUAAACGUAACGAGCGUUCACGCCGCACGCGUAACGUCUUUCAACGGUAAGGUGCGUUUACGCCGCCAACGCGCUUUCUAUCGUGUGCGAAAAGCGUCCUUAGAAGACGUCAAGUUAAUCGCGGCCGCCGGGCAGACACGCUCUCUGCCGUAAUGCCAGGCGAUUUAUUUAAAACGCAUGUGCAUAUGUGUCUGAUUCGUACAUGUAAUUCCCAUCUGCGAUCUGAAUAUGUGAAAUCGCAAAAAUUAUUUACUUUUGCUACGAGAAGGCAUUUUAAACCGAGCUGAUAGUUUAUUCGCAAUAUCAGUCAGUAGCAUCGUUGCGCCAUGAAAACUUCAAUACUUUUGUUGACAAUUACGUAAACAAAAAUGAUGACGAACAAGAAGAAACUUCUGGCGCGAUCCCUGUUGUAUACCGUUGAAAUUAUGAUCGGGCGAAGAGAUGAAGAAGGAAAAGGAGAAGAAAAGAAAUUACGGUCAUGCAUCCGAUAAAAUUCCGCGUUGCACGACGCGAAAUUAUUUAAGAUAAACUGCUCUUCGAAGACUUGCCGCUCAUACUUCGUCCGGAGGGGAAGAUAUCGAAAUGCUGCUGGCUCCCCGGCAUUCCUUAACCGAGCGGAGUAUAGUCGUAAAAAGAACGAGACUCAGUAUUUUAUGAUAUAACCAAUUUGACUUUCCUGGCACUUCGACCCGAUGAUCCUAGCCACCGCAGGGAAAAAAAUCAGUUCGUCCUUACUUCUAUCCAUUCCUGUACGUUAUGGGAAAUAAUAAUUCAGAAAGUGCUGCCAGCGAACGAUCGGACCGACUUCGUUUAAGAAGAGAGAGAAGCUCGUAUUUUUCCCUCCACACAUUAGAAUGUAAAAAUUCAUUUUCCCCUUUUCGCAAAAAAAAAGAAAUCAAAUAAAAUCAUAGAAAGACGCGCAUGUGCUUGUCUGUAAAUAAUUUGAGUCGAGUGCUGCGCAGUCAAAUCGUCGAGAGGUCCUUCUUCCACGAAUCUGCCCCUUUCCUCCGUCUCUUCAGGUUCGCCCGUCUGAGCGUACCUGAAGCAAGAGUGCGUGUAUAUUCUGGGAACGUAGGUAUUUUCCCGUUUGCGAGUGCACACACAGGCACACGCACACGGAAGAAUGGGACCGGGUGCGUCGUUUCAGACGUAACAUACAGUCGUGCUUUUUGUACGCAACAAGCUCCGGCUCGAUUGUCUCUAAAACCGUCCUCGGCGAAAUGCACGUACUCUUUUUCCGGGUUUCACCGAGCAAUCCCCCGCUUCCCCCGCGCUCUAGCCGUCGCGAAUUCAACCCCUCCAGCAAACCCCAACGCGAUGUUUGGAUAGGUACGCGACCGUUUCUCCAGAGAGUCAUCAACGAAUACGGCGACGACGGCCGCUUACACCGGCAAGAACGAUUUGCGUAAUGGCGUCGCGACACGAACCGUGCAGUGUCAAUGAACGAGUCCGAGGCUCGUUGCGAAAAUAUAAGGAUAUGAUAUCGGGGCUUUUCAAUAAUAAAUUUCACACGCUGUAAAUAUCCCGAAAUAUUUGUGCAAAACUGACUUAGUAUUACAGAAAUAAUAUUGUAUUCUAUUGUGACCUGGAUCCCUCUGAAGAAAAGUUCAUGUUUAAAUUGAUUCCUCUUCUAAAUAUCGUUCAUAUAUGGAUAAUAUUCAAAUGUCGUUAAUUAAAAUUGAUAGCUUAGUAAUUUCUCCAGAUUAAAAUUCAUAAGCAUCGACUCGGGAAACAUUAACCCCGUGACGCCACUUUGCAUUCGUUAGACACAGUCGUGGAGAAAUUUUUUUACAAAACGCCGAGUUCUAUAUCCGGAAAGAUAAUCGAACUCGUUCAGAACUAGUUUCCGGGAGAGUGAAAUUGGCAUUCUCCCCGAGGCCGAGAACGUCGAGAUCCGACGUUAGAUUUUGUCAGGACAUAGGAUAUUAGGCAGCACUGUAGACGCAAAGAGAAAUGCGCAGGAAUUCAGUCUGGAAACUCUCCCUGCCAUACCUCCCGCUUGCUUGAGCCCUCUCGUACAAUCUUGCUGGUUGCAGAUAAGACUAAUUACCAUUAUAUCCAUAGAGAAUAGCUCGUGCAGCAUCAUCCGAGAAUCCUAAUCUAACCUUUAAUAAUAUCGUCGACAGUCAACAAGCUGCGCAGCAGUAUGAGACAUUCCGAGUUGAUCAUAAUUAACGAAGCACAAUAUGGACUUUGAACGAGCUAGAGAAGAAUGUCACUUGGAAUUAUUUAUAAGUGUCCUUUUUAAAAUCACCGACUCGUGGCACAAGUGACAACCUAACUAAUUGUCCACGGUCUAAGUUUUAUAGAAACUUAUAUCUAGUGUUUAUUUGUACAUAACAACGUUAAUUUAACGAAGAGCAAAGUUUGAAAAUUGACUCCGUAUCAUAGCUCGUGUUAACUUCUAUUUACUACGGCGCGGCGUAUCGCGUGUUUAUGCAUGCGGUCUCAGCUUUAAAGAUGAAAUCAUGCGCGGGUAGAACGUGACCCACUGUUAACGUUGUAAAAGACGUAGAACUUGUUUGAACGUAUCGGUAUCCCUGGCAGAAAACGACGAGCGUCUGCUUACUAAUGGCGAGUGGCGCGAAACUUUGGACGGGCGUUAUGAAAAUUUACGGAUUUUAAAUGCCCGCGAACGGGCGUCGGCAUUACAAGUUUUUACCCGGGCGAAACUUCGUCCUCCUUAUCUCCCUUUAUGGUCGAGUGCCGUCCUAGAAAAUGGGGUAACGCGGGUAUCUCGAAGCGGAAACAUCGAUCUCUCCAGGGGGUCGUAAAGACCGCGAGAGGCGCGGGCGAAGACAAAAGUAAAAAAAAGAUAGAGAGAAAAAUGAACAUAAAAAGAGAAAAUAGACGAAGAAAGGAAAUAAUCCCGGAAAUUGAAGUGGACAGGGUUUACCUGCGAAUCAUAUUUCCAUUCUCCGAUAAAGGGAAUCCUCCGUUAGUAGGCCAGUAGGAUAUCGACGCUCUGUAUAUCAAGACGAGAAGAGAGACCGAUUAUUUUGUAUUUUUCUAACAUUGAACUUUCGAGUAGUAAUAGCUUGUAAAGAUAUCCAAGUCACGAAAAAGAGAGAAAAGUGCAUUGCAUCGCAUGCACCGUCAGCAAUUUUAGUGAAUACUAAUAGAGAAAUAUUAUUUCAUGUUCUGAGAGUUUUAAAAGCGACAUCGAUAACUACGUUAUCUUCAGCUAUGUUGAAACGCUCUUCCUAUUAUCCAUUUUCUCAUGCGGUAGAAUAGCGUCUUCUUUCGUUAUCGCUCGGACUUUGACCGUCUAGAAGCGUAACAUUGAAACCGCUCGUUCACGCGGUUGGAAAUAAAUCAAAGCGCGCUGCGAAAUCAGCGAUUUCUCGAAUUAAAUUGCCAGCUUAAUUUAUUUAGUCGUUCGUUGUAUCGGACACCUUUCCGCUGCCGUCCAGGCUGCUAGCGGCGCGCCGCGCCGGUGACAAGGAGAGGCGGCGUCGGCAAAGUUGGUAACUUUAUGCUCCGCUUGUUUAGAUUGGACAGGAAAGCGGUCCCUCCGGUUCUCGCCGAUGUUGGUAAUUUGGCACCGACUUCGGAGCCAACCAGCCGGUACCGUUGACGGUUUAACCGUAAUCACCGAGCACAACGACUUUCCCGAACUCCCAAUCCCAAGAUUGUCCGUGUCGCCAAAGGCGUCCGUGGCGAGCGUGCGCGCGCGCGCGCGCUUGCGAGUGCUCUCUCUCGCGUAGCGCCGAAUCGAUCUCGUGAUCGAGUAGGAAAGACGAGUUCUCUACCCGUGCCAGCUGCUACAUUUGUCGGCCACUUAACCCCAUUGCUCCGUCCCUAAGUCACUUGCGCUCUGCGCGAACGUGUUAUUACCCUGUAAUGCAUGCACACCGCUUAUCGGUUACGCGAUGUUCUUCAAGAUGUUCUUCGGCGAUUAAACACGCCGAAUUGGGAACGAGGUGUUCCCACUUUGUGACAAUCUAAUGCCGGAUAAUUGACGCGUAAAUGGAACGAUAAACGUCUAAGGCGCCAGUAUCUUGACCGCUGUCACGAUCAAUCUUUCUUUAUUCGUUACAUUCAUUGCGCAACGCGUGAAAACGCUUCGACGCCAAUCGCUUUCUCGUCUAAUGAUCUGCUGUCUCGAAAAAUGCCAGCCUCUCGGUGCAGGCAAACUUAAUCUUAAGUUACGACUCGUGACACGUGAAUCGAGCAAAGACAAACAAUCGUUCAGGCGGCAAUUAUGUCAUACGGCAGCAUUAAACGCGAGUUUCCAUUUCAACGUGUGCGCGUUUAUAUCCCGGCUUCAUGGUUUUCGGCUCGCGUAACUCAUCGAGCAGUUAGAAUCACACGCACCGAUCCGACUUGUAGAUAUGUACUCCUCUACCGUAUAUAUUGUCGGCAAAAGCGAUUAGCAAGGCGCGACUGUUUGAGAUGUAGGCGCGCAAAUACGGGCUUAUUGAUUCGCCGCCUAGACACUGACGCUGCGUCGUGAAUAAUCGACGUGAAUAAUCGCCGCGCGUAAAUACGCGCGCGCUUCUUAAUGCGGACGGGACGCGGAACAAAGUAUACCGAGUGCAUUAUUACAGCAGAGGAACGCAAGUGCAUGCAUGUCUGAGCGAAAUCGAUCUGCAGCCGUUCAGCGCGGCAGCAUUAUUCAUUUGUGGUCGCGAAACGCUCGCUUAAAGAAAUUCUCGCGCAAUUUUCGCGCUGUGUCGCCUAACGUGGCAUCCAACUACAGAAUUUCCAGGCGUGAGACACGUAAAUGGAAGCGAACGAUUUCGAGUUCCGAAAUUCAUUAGGGUGCACCGCAUCGAACUCUUAACACGUAUACAGCUGCCAUUUAACCAGCCAUUCACUCUACCGCCACUGCCUUCUAUCCUCUAAUAACUUCCCGAUAGUCGAAACGUCACGAGUUCCAGCGAACGACUAGACUCUGUAUACGCUUCCAAUAACCGCAGGACAGUUGCCAACUGGCGCACAUGUCGUUUUCCAGAAUGCUCCCGUCCGUGAAUUUACUUUGCCGGAUCGCUGUUCGAAGCGAAAUAUAGGCCAGCUCAAUUUUUCAAACUCUUUAAAUGCAUGUCGCGGAACGUCAAUUGGCAAAAAAAAAAAAAAUCACGCUUAAAAGCGCGCAAUUCUAAAUACUCUCUCAACCGUCUCGAGUAUAUUAUUGCUCGUUAUUUUCAUUCGUCACACGAACUCGUCGUAUUAAACAAAUUAUAUAUUUGGAAAUAGUGGCAGUUGCGACGAUAACGAGGAUAAAAAUAGGGGCUUGAGACGAUAAUCACGAUUUAAACCGAGCAAAUCCCAGGAAGGUCUCUCCCCUCGCUCGCUCGGUGCCAUUUGGUAUAUACGUCGAAAAUUUCGUGCCCAACCUUUCGUGGGCUGGUAUAAUUAGCCGCGAAUCCCGCGCUCGCGUUGAGAGAAUGCGAGAGCUCUCUCGGAAUACCGAGGGAACGCUUGCUUGCCUGGCGAGACAACUGGUGGAUCCGAACCACGCGGUAACCUUCAGAUGACAGCGACGACGGGAAGGUGGAAGUCUCACAACGGGGUUUCGUAAGAUGAGCUAUGACGCUACACGGCAAAGUUAGCGGCUUAGCGUCAACGUUUGACAAAUUGUGCGCCUCCACCUCGCGCCAUUGGACGACGGCAAUCUCCAUUCUCUCUGUAUCCGCGGCAAUGACGUACGCCUUUGUCCCGGCUGACGCGCUAUUUUGUUGAAUGGCCACCUUUUCGGGCGUACGACGCGGUCUACGGGCGUAUUAAACAACAAAAGCGUUCCUGGAAGACAGUCCGCGUGAUUCGUAAUUAAUUACGAGUGGUAUAAACACGUCACAAUGAAUCGGGCGAGCUAGACGUCUCGCGCACUUGAUUAAUCGUCACUUACGAGAUCGGUCGAAUCUCAGCAAAAAGGAAAAAAGAAGCAAGAUUCACGCGGUCAUUUGUCGGCACACACAGUCAAUGCUUUUAUACGAAUAUCAGUCUUGAACAAUGCCGCAAACUUCGACCUCCUUAACGAAACUGAUGCGACUUCGAAUAUUUGUUGCUUUACGUCUCGCCGCGUGACAAAAGCGUUACAGAGAGCUAGUCUUUCGCGGAAUACACGUCUCUCUCUCUCUCUUCUCGGGCGAGAGACCUCACUCAAAGAUCCACGUUGGAAGGGCUGCGAAAGGCAGUUAUAACAAGAAGGCGAGAAUCGAAGGGAGAGGAUCCCCGCCUACGCGCGGAAGAUCUAACCGAUAAGGGAACAACGUCAUUAUGUCUUGAUCGCGCUUGCCUCCCGCAGCAUCCAGUGCGCGCAUCCUUUCAUCGCGCACGAUCACGGGUCUUCAUCUCCCCCACGCCCGCAGUUACCCUUAAACCGACGACUGUACGUGUCACCGCGAUCCUCCUCCAUGCGCGCUUGUGUUCGUUCGUCGUCGCUCGUGAGACGCGCUACGUUUCGCAGAACGCAUGUAAGAUUAAUCGUGACGUGCGAAACAGUCCGCUACCCGCGUCAACGCGAACACGUGUUGCCCAUUCCUGCCACUCUACUUGGGUGGUUUCGCGACCGACGGAACGCUCGAUUAACAUCGGGAUAUCUCGAUGUUAUUCACAGCGAAUAACGACGUGACUGUGCGAACAGCACGCGUCCGGUACGCGAUUAUACGCGUCGAGGAAGAAUUAGCUCGGCUUCAUCUCACACGUUUUACAACAGUACUUACAUAACGGUUUGAUAAAAAAAAUAUUUAUAAUGCGAGUUACGUCGUUAAGUAAACAUUUACUCUCGCAUAUCGCAAGAUCUGUUUACGGUUCCUCGCUAAAACUUACAGACAGCAAUUUCUUCGGUUAUACUGUCAGAAUUAUUACGUUGCUUACGAUCGGCGAUAAAAGUCUCGCGCAGAGUUUACCUUGCGAAAAUCGCGUCGUAUAUCUCGUAUUAGCUGGAAAUCGCAAGCCCAGAGCCCAGUUCUCCGGCCGGACGACACCGAGGCUCUUUUCGAGGGAGAGGGGCAUUACAUUCCGUGCGCGCGGCGCGGAGGUUUCGAAACGCGAGUCCAUCGUUGUUUCAACAGACUCAUGGGAAUUGGCGGUACGCGGAGGAGAGGACGAACGUUCCCGAAAUCCGCGUGCGACGGCGGUGGUGGCGGAACUGAAAUAUUAAACGGGAGAGUGCAGGGAUGCGUCCACGUUACACGCGCGCGCACGUCGCGCAACGCGGUCUACCCGCUAUUUCGUUGGACCGCUAUGUACGUGCAUAUUAACCAGUUUCUGGUUAGCAUCGGCUCGCAUGCUGCGGAAUCGUCGCUGCGUGUGUGUGUGCGCGCCUGAUAAAUAUUCUAAUUAGCCGAUGCAGCGGCGAUAUAAUUCGUUUACGCAUUAAUUCUUGCUGCCCGCUGCAUCACAGACUCUCCCCUGACAAUGCGAAACGCACGGUGUCAGUUAUGCGACAGCGUUGGACACUUCGUCUUUAAAAAUUCAUAAUGGAUCAAUACAGCCACGUAAAUAUGUAACGAAAGAUAAAGUCGGAUAAAACCGCAAGAUUAGACCGCUAAAAAUAUCUCGGUCGAUGCUCAAAAUGUUAUAUACAGACGGAAAACAACCCGAAAAUGUGACGAUUUAUCCCUGUGUGUGCCGCGACUCCGACAAGGAGUGACUAUCGAGGUACAUGAAAGAAGGACAUGAACUACUCGCAAGGGAAGGGACGGCUUUAUCCGGCCUACAGUCUAAGUGGCAGCGAGGGUGAGGAUAAUACCUCCAGUUUGCGUAGUCGCGCCUAUCCGCAAAAUAAUCAUCAAACCAGUCAGUCCCACCAUAAUCAUUACAAUACAAAUCAACACAAGCAGCGUGUCUAUCAACAGCAACAACAGCAACAACAUCCCCUGUAUCAUAUGCCCGGCAGCGGUGCCGGGCUCAGCGACACACCGACUUCCGGUAACGCAUCUGACGAAACUCUCACUGAUAGUGACCUUAUCACUGUUGCUCGCGAUUCUGCGCUGCUCGUCCAUAACGGGUGUUUGUUGGACAGUUCGGCACCACGGGGCCCGCCUGAUGUGCCACCCCGUAACCCCGCAAUGAGCCGGCUCAACGGAAGACUGCCAGGAAGUCACGCAGCGAGCGAUCACGAACGCGAUCCUGAUCUCGAACCAUCCUGCCUCGUACGCACCCCAUCCGGUAACUUCUACAAUAUACCAAAGAUACCGAAGAAUGAAUACAACAACAAGAAUCAGUCCACGGGGAACAGUCCAAUAAAGGUGGAGCUGCAGAACAACAUGGACAGAGUACCUUUACCUUACGGGCACGCCCCGUCGAUGAUUCCGAUGAGGAGACAAAGCAUCCGCUGUCAUUUCCGCAAGGGAAUCGAUUGGUGCAGCUGGAAACUAAUUGCCAUAGUAGUAAUUAUGCUCUCGCUCUGCUUGACCGCGGCAUUAACCUACGUAGCAGCGUCGAAUUUAGUGAACUGGUCGUACCAAGGGACGAAGGCAUGCACGGUCCUGGUGGGCGAGAACACCGACGCCAAGCCGUCGUCGAGCGAGGCGAACAAGACGUCCACGUCGUCCACGUCGACGUCGUCGCAAACGAGCGGCAGGACGCGGCAGCCGUCAGGAGGAGGUGCGCGAACCUUCCCGGCGAGGUCCUUCCCGCCUGAUGGAACGACCUUCGCUCAGGUCGGUCUAGGGCAGAAGCUCAGCAAGGAAAUACCACCGUACGGCUACUGGAACAUGCAAUUUUACCAAUCGGAAGCCGCCUACGUUCGCUUCGAUUACAGCAUCCCGCGUGGCGCGAGCAUCGGCGUGUACGCGAGGAGAAACGCGCUGCCCACGCACACGCAGUAUGACCUACUCGAAGUCCUCAGCGGUUUCAAGGCUCGGACCACCAGGGCGUCCCAUGUUAGUGUCAUUCCUUCGAUUAAGAAAGAGGUGACCCAGUACAUGGAGCCGGGACAUUGGUUCCUUUCGCUUUAUAAUGACGACGGAGAUCCUCACGAAGUCUCGUUCAUCGCCGUGAUCGCGGAGGAUAUGACGCACAACUGCCCGAACGGUUGUAGCGGCAAGGGCGAGUGUCUUCUAGGUCAUUGUCAGUGCAAUCCUGGUUUCGGUGGCGAAGAUUGCAGCGAGAGCGUCUGCCCUGUUCUCUGCAGUCAAAGAGGCGAGUACAUAAACGGCGAAUGCCAAUGCAAUCCCGGGUGGAAGGGCAAGGAAUGCUCCCUGCGACACGACGAGUGCGAAGUGCCCGACUGCAACGGCCAUGGUCAUUGCACCAAUGGGAAAUGCAACUGUGUACGUGGCUACAAGGGGAAGUACUGCGAAGAGGUCGACUGUCCGCAUCCGACUUGCUCGGGCCACGGUUUCUGCGCCGAGGGAACGUGCAUCUGUAAAAAGGGCUGGAAAGGAGCCGACUGCAGUCAAACGGACAAGGAGGCACUGCAGUGCCUGCCAGGCUGCAGCAGCCAUGGGACUUUCGAUCUGGAUACUCAGACCUGCCUCUGCGAACCCAUGUGGUCUGGUGAUGAUUGCUCGAAAGAACUGUGCGAUCUUGAUUGCGGCCCUCAUGGGCACUGCGUAGACAACGCUUGUGACUGCUUGCCAGGCUGGUCCGGCGAGCUGUGCAAUCUGAAGCAAUGCGAUCCCCGUUGCAAUGAACACGGACAAUGCAAGAAUGGCACGUGUCUAUGCGUCACCGGAUGGAAUGGAAAACACUGCACGAUGGAGGGCUGUCCGAAUUCCUGUUCCGGUCAUGGACAGUGCAGGGUGUCGAGCGAUGCGCAAUGGGAGUGUCAGUGCUAUAACGGCUGGGACGGCAAGGAUUGCAGCGUGCUCUUAGAACAGAAUUGUAAUGAUGGGCGAGACAACGAUAAAGAUGGUCUCAUUGAUUGUGCCGAUCCAGAAUGUUGCUCCAAUCACAUAUGCCGUAGCAGCCAGCUAUGCGUUUCAGCUCCUAAGCCAAUCGAUAUAUUACUACGAAAACAGCCGCCCGCCAUCACUGCAUCCUUCUUUGAAAGAAUGAAAUUCCUAAUCGACGAGGGCAGUCUGCAGAACUACGCUCGUCAGGAGACCUUCAACGAGAGUAUGUUCUGGAAUCACUUCAACACAAGCCGAUCGGCCGUCAUACGUGGACGCGUUGUCACACAACUCGGCACGGGAUUGAUGGGAGUGCGGGUCAGCACCAGCACGCCGCUGGAAGGCUUUACCCUCACUCGGGACGACGGCUGGUUCGAUCUCCUGGUGAACGGCGGCGGUGCCGUAACUUUGCAAUUCGGCAGAUCACCUUUCAAGCCGCAAAGCCAUAUCGUCUUCGUGCCUUGGAAUGAGGUCGUCAUCAUCGACAAGAUCAUUAUGAGCACCGCUGAGGAGAAGGCACCCAUACACGUUCCGCAUGCGUGCGCGGCUCACGAUUACGAUCUCAUGAAGCCGGUUGUCCUGGCGACUUGGAAACACGGUUUUCAGGGUGCUUGCCCGGACAAGAGUGCCAUUUUAGCGGAAUCGCAAGUCAUACAGGAGAGCUUGCAGAUACCCGGAACGGGCCUAAAUCUGGUAUAUCACAGUUCCCGUGCGGCCGGUUAUCUCUCUACUAUACAAUUGCAGCUGACUCCGGAAGUCAUUCCACCAACGUUGAAUUUGAUACAUUUGAGGAUCACGAUCGAGGGUAUACUCUUUGAGAAAAUCUUCGAAGCCGAUCCCGUGAUCAAAUUUACUUAUGCCUGGAACCGUUUGAACGUUUAUCGCCAACGCGUUUACGGAGUGACGACCGCUAUGGUCAAGGUCGGCUACGAGUACAGCGAUUGCAAAGACGUCAUCUGGGACGUGCAAACGACAAAAUUGAGCGGUCAUGACAUGUCUAUUUCGGAAGUCGGCGGUUGGAAUCUGGACAUUCAUCAUAGGUACAAUUUCCACGAGGGUAUCUUGCAAAAAGGCGACGGCUCGAACAUUUAUCUGAAGCACAAACCGAGAGUUAUUCUUACCACGAUGGGAGAUGGUCAUCAAAGACCAUUAGAUUGCUACGACUGUGACGGGCAAGCUUCCAAACAGCGUCUCUUAGCGCCCGUUGCUCUUGCCACUGCCGCAGAUGGCUCCAUUUUCGUCGGUGAUUUUAAUCUAGUCAGGAAGAUCCUCGUCGAUGGAACAGUUAGAACUGUGGUCAGACUAAAUGCAACCAGAGUAUCAUAUCGUUAUCACAUUGCUCUGAGCCCUCUGGAUGGUGUUCUCUACAUAUCGGAUCCAGAAUCCCAUCAGAUUAUUCGCGUUCGCGAUACUAAUGACUACACGGAUCCUGAUCGUAAUUGGGAGGCAGUAGUCGGCUCCGGGGAACGUUGUCUUCCCGGCGACGAAGCUCACUGUGGUGACGGUGCUCUCGCGCGAGACGCUAAACUCGCUUAUCCCAAGGGCGUUGCAGUUUCUGCAGAUAACGUUCUGUACUUUGCUGAUGGAACGAACAUCCGAAUGGUUGAUAGGGACGGCAUUAUUACCACUGUGAUCGGCAAUCACAUGCACAAAUCGCAUUGGAAGCCGAUACCCUGCGAAGGCACGUUGAAUGUCGAGGAAGUUCAUCUUCGUUGGCCAACCGAAUUAGCGAUCAAUCCUCUGGACAACUCGCUGCACAUGAUCGACGAUCACAUGGUCCUCCAGCUGGCACCGGAUGGUCGCGUUAAAGUCGUCGCUGGUCGUCCACUUCACUGCGCCUCGCCAUCGGCUUCGUUCGACACGGAACUUGCAACUCACGCUACCCUCGUGAUGCCACAGAGUAUUGCUUUCGGUCCGUCUGGCGAUCUCUACAUCGCCGAGAGUGAUUCGCAGAGAAUCAACCGCGUUCGCGUGAUCGGCACCGAUGGCAAGAUAUCACCAUACGCCGGCGCCGAAUCCAAGUGUAACUGUCUGGAACGCGGUUGCGAUUGCUUCGAGGCCGAUCACUACUUGGCGUCCACCUCUAAAUUCAACACCAUAUCCGCGGUAGCGGUUUCGCCCGAUGGAGUGGUACACAUCGGCGACCAGGCCAAUUAUCGAAUCCGCUCGGUGACAGCAAGCAUUCCCGAUGCAAGUGGCGCGCGAGAAUAUGAGAUCUAUGCGCCUGACACGCAGGAGAUCUACGUGUUCAAUCGGUUCGGCCAACACAUUACCACGAAGAAUAUUCUAACGGGCGAGACCGUGUAUAUCUUUACUUACAAUGUCAACACUAGCAACGGUAAGCUCAGUACAGUAACGGACGCGGCUGGCAACAAGGUCUUUUUGCUUAGAGAUUAUAGCAGUCAAGUAAAUUCGAUCGAGAAUACGAAGGGACAAAAAUGCAGACUAAGGAUGUCCAGAAUGAAAAUGCUGCACGAAUUGAGCACGCCCGAUGAUUACAACGUCACCUUCGACUAUCACGGACCUACGGGCUUACUAAAAACAAAGCUUGACAGUACCGGACGUAGUUACGUCUAUAAUUAUGAUGAAUUUGGUAGACUAACGAGCGCAGUAACUCCAACGGGCAAAGUGAUCAGCUUAACGUUCGAUCUCAGUCUGAAAGGUGCCGUAGUAAAAGUUGGACAGAACAACAGGAAACCUAUCUCGAUGCUAAUCAAAGGAUCUUCCGUUGUUACGAAGAUCGGAGAAGCCGAGCAAAGAACAACGGCUCUUGCCGAUGGUUCAGUCGGAAGGGUGACACCGUGGGCUCACACUGUUAGCACCGAUUCGAUGCCGUAUUCGAUUCUGGCGGAGAUCGAGCCUUUACUGGGUGAGAGCUAUCCUGUGCCAGCUAAACAGAGAACGGAAAUCGCUGGGGAUUUAGCUAAUCGCUUCGAAUGGCGAUACUUCCUUCGAAAAGUCCAAGGAAAUAAGAAAUCCAGUAACACGAAGACAAUCGCCCAAGUCGGUAGGAAGCUCCGUGUCAAUGGCGAAAUCCUGCUGUCUCUUGAAUACGAUAGAGAGACGAAUUCUGUGGCAGUGUUUAUGGACGAUCGGGUAGAAUUGUUGAACGUCACAUAUGAUAGAACGGCUAGGCCGGUCAAGUGGGGACCAAGAAACGGCAUCUUUGCCGGUGUUGAGUUGGAAUACGAUCGAUUCAGCAGACUGACAAGUUGGACAUGGGGUGACAUCAGCGAAACUUACGGCUUUGAUAGAUCAGGCCGUUUGUACGAAAUCAAAUACAGCGAUGGUACCUCUAUGGUGUACGCUUUCAAGGAUAUGUUCAGCGUUCUACCGUUGAAGGUCACUACACCGCGUGGAAGCGAUUAUCUUCUUCAAUAUGACGAAGCAGGAGCGUUGCAAUCGUUGACUACACCGAGAGGGCACAUCCAUACGUUCUCUCUUCAAACUUCUCUCGGAUUUUACAAAUAUCAAUACUAUUCACCGAUGAACAGACAUCCUUAUGAAAUUCUUUACAAUGACGAUGGACAGAUUCUCGCCAAGGUGUAUCCCCAUCAAAGCGGAAAGGUUGCUUACGUCUACGAUCAUGCUGGGAAACUCGAAACCACACUUGCUGGUCUCUCCUCAAUACAUUACACCUAUCAAGAAACAACCAGUCUGGUACGUAGCAUUGACAUUAAUGAGCCGAACUUUGAGAUGCGCAUUGAAUACAAGUAUCACGCUGGUAUCGUAAAAGACGAGAAGAUCAAGUUUGGCAGUAAGAGUGGUAUGGAUAAUGCGCAUUACCGUUAUCAGUACGAUGGUAACGCGCGCAUAUCCGGUAUCGAAGUCGAUAUCAACGGCAAACAAUUACCUCAGCUUCGUCUCAAAUACAACCAGAAUCUCGGGGUACUGGAAGGCGUUGGUGAUCUCAGGAUAUACAGAAAUCUCUUCAAUAGAUCGGUCAUGCAAGACAGUAGCAAACAGUUCUUCACGGUCACCGACUAUGAUGAGCACGGACGCGUGAAAACCGUGCUGAUAAACAUCAGAUCGUUCGACGUGUUCCGUAUGGAACUUGAAUAUGAUAAUCGUAAUCGCAUCAAGAUGAGAAAGCUCACGAUCGGAAAGGAAUCGAUGGAGAAGAAGGAAUGGUCCAGGAUGGAGAAAAUUACAUAUAACGCAGACGGUCAUGUGCUGGAGGUGGCGGACACGGAGAAUAAUUGGCAGUACGCAUACGACGAAAAUGGUAACGUGAUCGGCGUGACGGAACAUAACGAGAAGAUUACCUUGGGCUACGACAGCGGCGAUCGUGUGGUUCAGUACGGUGACGUUGAGUUUAAUUCGUAUGAUGGACGCGGCUUCGUCGUAAUUCGCGGAGAGCACAAAUACCGAUACAACUCGCGCGGCCAGCUGAUUCACGCGUCGGAGCACAAGAAAUUCCAAAUCUGGUAUUUCUACGAUGACCGCGGUCGAUUAGUGUCCAUGAACGACGACCGAGAAAAUAUCACUCAGUUCUUCUAUGCGAAUCCAAAGACUCCAGAUUUGAUAACGCAUGUGCACUUCCCGAAAUCGUCCAAGACAUUCCGAUUCCUCUAUGAUUCGCGCGAUUUCCUGAUGACCGUGGAGACGUCCGAGCAACGCUUCUAUGUUGCGACAGAUCAAAAUGGCUCGCCUCUCGCUCUUUUUGAUACCAACGGUAAUCUUAUCAAGGAGAUGCGGCGUACUCCCUUCGGCAAAAUUAUUAAGGACACCAAUCCGGACUUCUAUCUGCCCAUCGAUUUCCACGGAGGUCUCUUCGAUCCUAACACCAAGUUGAUCUAUCUGAACAAGAGGCUCUACGAUCCGACGGUCGGUCAAUGGAUGACACCAGCUUGGGAGCAGAUGGCCAACGAACUCACCACGCCAACUGACAUUUUCAUUUAUCGGUUCCGCAAUAACGAUCCAAUCAACUUUAAACAGAAUGUCGAGUAUAUGACAGAUUUGGGAAGUUGGCUAAAACUAUACGGCUACGAUAUCUCGAUGAUGCUGGGCUCGGAAUACACAAAGCAAAUGGUAUAUCAGCCGAGUGCGAUUGUCACAUCUCCGCAAUUGACUCCAGAUUUCGGUGUGAUGUCCGGCCUGCAAUGCAUCGUAAAUCGCGUGCAGGAAAAGUUCUCCGACUUGGGCUUCGUUCCCAAGCCGUUGUUGAAGUUGGAACCGAAGACACGAAAUCUGUUGCCGCGAGUGGCACAUCGUCGGGCGGUCUUUGGCGAGGGUAUCCUAGUGUCGCGUGUUGGUGGCCGAGCUCUAGUGAGCGUAGUGGACGGGGUGAACAGCGUAGUGCAGGACGUGGUGACGUCGGUCUUCAACAACUCGUACUUCUUGCCGUUACACUUCAGCGUGCAUGAUCAAGACGUCUUCUACUUCGUCAAGGAUAAUGCGUUGAAGAUUCGCGACGACAUGGAGGAACUUCAUCGACUUGGUAGUAUGUUCAACGUGUCUACGCAUGAAACGACGGAGCACGGUGCAGGUACAUGGAAAGAGUUAAGACUUCACAAUCCGGAUGCGGCCGUGGUGAUCAAGUACGGAGCUGAUCCCGAGCAGGAGCGGCACCGUAUACUGAAGCACGCGCACAAGCGUGCCGUCGAAAGAGCCUGGGAGAUCGAGAAGCAAUUGGUAAUGGCCGGUUUCCAGGGUAGAGGCGACUGGUCGAAGGAGGAGAAGGACGAACUCAUUAGCCGCGGCACGGUAGAUGGCUACGAGGGCGUCGACAUCCACAGCGUGCAUAGGUAUCCUCAGCUCGCCGACGAUCCCGGCAACGUCGCGUUCACCCGCGACACCAAGAGGAAAAGGCGGAAGAGCGGCAACAGGCGCAACAGAACUCACAGGCACGACUCGUGAUUCGAGGACACCACGUCGCGAGUUCAGAGUAUCGCUUGGGACUUGAUUCGCGCGUGAAUCCGAGAAGCGAGUAUGAUGGAACGGGAGAGAAAUGGAGCAGCGCGUCGAUGAGAAAUCGUUCUGCCGCUGCGUGUCGUAAACUUGCAUUUAAACUGCCAUUCACGCGAGCGGUCGGCGACGUCGCUUCCUUUCUCUCCUCAAUUCUCCUCUCGGCCUCUUGUCCUCCCCCCCUCCCCGCUCGUCUUCGACACGCGAUAUCUACCAUGAGCGACCACGAUGGCCCUUUAUCCGGUGCAACCUACCCCGUCGAUGUGCCAUAAGCGCAUCCACGCGAUUGCGAUCUAUCCUAGAUUCCUAGAUCAAUCAGUCGUGCAUGCGAAGACGGCGGGUGUGGGAACGGAUCGCGAAGUGUCAAAAUUAAGCUAGUCGCAUUAUUAACGAAAUGAAGAAUAUAAAGCUUGUUAUACAUGGUGAUUAGUUUAUAGAGAAACGGAAAGACACGAGAGAGAGAGAGAGAGAGAGAGAGGGAAGGAGAAAGAGAGAAAGAGAGGUGGUAAAAAUCAACGCGUGGAAGUAUGACAGGAACGAAAGUGCGUGCGUGAACUUUCAAAGUGCCGUCCGCGACGAAAUCCGGUAGUGUUUUCGCGAAAAGGAGGGUGGGUGGGAGUAUAGAGUGUGUCUUGGACUUUUUCGGAUCGUCGGUCGAAUAUUCGAGCCCGAUGUUAUUCAACAGGGUCUACAAGACGCACAUAGGCACGCACGCGGGAGCGAAGUCGUCACGUCGGAAAAUGCGAGGCGAGAGGAUAAUUUUCAGUAUAAAACAAAAUAAAGCUGACAUUUUCCGAACGUUCAGUUAUCUGACAUUCUGUUUGGAAUGCUCUCACCUCGUCAUUUCCGACGGAGACGUAUCUACCCGUGGAUAGAUACGUCUAAACCAACUGUCCGUGGACGUCGCUGUAGAUCGCGUCGCGAGACGCCGUAGAAAAAGCGAGAAAUUAUGAAUGAGAGAAUGAGAGAGAGAAAGAGAGAGAGAGAGAGAGAGAGAGAGAGAGAGAGAGAGAGACAAAGAAUAGCAGAUAUACAGCAGAUAUUUUUAACAAGGCGCAAAUUGGUGUACUAGAUGCGAAACAAGCAAUUGUAAAUAUAGCUACUCGAACUCUUAAUGGUAAAUGUAGAUAAAAUAUCGUAACGGAACGCGCGAGAACGAUCGUAAACUCAAGUGGAACUGUCGAUACCGCUUUUUUAUAUGUAUACAAAAGAGAAGCAUGACACGUACAUACACAUAUACGCAUGAAGGUACAGGAACUUGUGUCCCCGUGAUUGCGCGAACGCAAAAAAUGGGAUAAGUUCUAUCGGACGCGUCGCGAUCUUUUUUCGGAAAAAAAAUUAAUAAAUAACGUGAGAUUUUGUCGGGAAAAACGCGAUAUUCGCACGAAACGUACGGUUCACGUUAAAUCUCGACCCAGGCCUACGCACGAUUAACACAAACACACAAACACACUAUCGCUUUAAAUCGGAUGGCCGGAUGCGUAGCAUGAUCGGCAACGUUAUCUCAUUGAUUUUGCUGGCACGUGCAAACGCGUAAUUGAGCCAAGUAUAAAUGCGGCAUCUGGAAUCGAAAUCUAUCAAGUCCAUAAAAAUGUAAAAAAUUUAUUUUUAAAAAUAUAAUUUUUUUUGUUUAAAUAUGUAGUUUUCACAGGAUAUUGGGCAACUAGAGAAAGAAAACAAUAUUGAUUUUUUAAUAAUAAGUUUCAAAUAUAUAAUAAUUUAAAUUAAAAUUAAAUGUUGAAAAUUCCUAAAAUGCAAUAAGUAUUAAACAAAUUGGUAUCAGAAAGUAUCAAUCAAAAGUUACAAUUAUCAAUUUUUUUGUUUCAGAAUUGUUGCGCUGUCCAAUUUAUCAAUACAAUUAUUUCAUUCGAACUUUAUAGAUAGAUUUCAAACUUGAUAAAUUUUGAUCGUGACUGCCUGAGAUAUAAAUCUACCGAUUUAUCAUAGACAAUGUAGACACGUGUAAAUAGCAUCGGUAUCACAUAAACGUGUAAGAACUGCCGCAGCGUGAUAUCGUCACAUAAUAAAAAGUGACGUGACGGGACGAACGAUAGUCGUAACGGGAUGCGUUGAAGUAAUAAUGUCCAGAUGAAAUAAUAAUAAAAAUAAUAAUAUACGAUAAGUAUAAUAGGAAUAAUAAAUAGAGUAAUAAUAAUAACGGAGAAAACGAUAAUAUUACCAUUAUACGGAAAAUGCCCCGCCUAUCUUUCUACUAAAAAUGAAAAAUUAUUUUUUGAAUUGUGUCGUCGAAGAAGUCCUAUGUAACCGUGUGUAUGUGGGAUCGCCCUGUGAAAAAGAACCUCACCUCCGUGCUCCGCCGAAGAGAGCACCCCGGCAAAAAAUAGUUGGAUUAACGAAGAAUCGAUGUAUGUAGAGAGAUUCGUUUCGUCAAGUUAUAAAUUCCUAAUCCUCAAAAUAUAGGGGAUUGGUUUUACGAUGAUUGAAUUCUUUUCUAUAUCCUUUAAUACGUGUUCCAGGUUUUAAUUCCCAUCGGGAAGAAAAAAAUCAGAAAUUUUCGUGAAACGUUGAAAUAUGAAAUUUUUCCUUUAUAAAGAAUUAUAUUCUCCCAUCAGUACUUUCUCUCUCUUUUUUUAAGUUAUUACACUGAACACAAUCUUUUAUAACGCAAUUUUAAAACCAAUUUCACUGGUUUCGACGAUCAGGCAUUUCACGAAAUAAAUUUCUUUCGAUUCAUCUUAAUUCAUCUAUUUUUUACGGGGCACAACCUUAGCCCCUCCUCUCUGUAACUGAUAUAGCUGAACUUGUCGGUGUUUAUCAAUAUUGGGUAAAUAAGGAAAAAAAAGUAAAAAGUGUAGAAGUCUGUGGUUCGGGUCGAAUGAAGUAACCGACUAAUAGAAAGUAAAGAAUGCAAAAAACUGAUAUAACGCAUAAUAUAUAAAUAUAUAUAUAUAUAUAGGGGUACACGGUGGUGAGCCAACGUGCGAGCCCACGGAGCUCCACCACGUUGUGUUCCGCGUAGGCGAUAUAUAAU
This is a messenger RNA of Monomorium pharaonis (pharaoh ant), 18719 nucleotides long. RefSeq names its product teneurin-m (gene Ten-m). The transcript is spliced from 18 exons. Lineage: Eukaryota; Metazoa; Arthropoda; Insecta; Hymenoptera; Formicidae. The record is from RefSeq and is a predicted model, not a curated record. Gene Ontology annotation, biological process: motor neuron axon guidance. The coding region runs from base 7661 to 15679 and encodes 2672 amino acids.